AUGGUUAUGGUGCUGACAUUUCUUGCUGUAUCAAUAAUCACAUUUGAAUCAGCCAAUUCAGACCCCCAAACGAUUGUGCUAGACAAGGGGUGCAAUCAGUACACUCCGAAUAAUGUCACGGAAUUCUACAGCAAACUUAAUGCCAGUUUUGCUGAUCUUAGGAACCAAAUAUCAAAAGAUAAUCAGCAGUUUGACACAGCACAAAGAGUGUGGACGUCAGACACGGUUUAUGCCAUGGUUCAAUGUAGGAAUUACCUUUCUACUGCAGAUUGUGUUUCUUGUUUAAACACUGCUGUUCCCCAAAUCCGAGAAUGCUAUUCUUUUGAAGGAGCCCAUGUUACCUAUGAUGGUUGCUUCCUCAGGAGGGAGGCUUCAUCAUUCUAUGACCAGACUGUACUUCUUCCAGGAAACAAUCAGAAAGCUCAAACAGAAGGAAAGCAAUUGUUCUUGGAGUUGGAGCUCUUGUUGGCGUUGGCCUUCUCCUACUUAUACUUGCUUUAUUGUUAUGUUGCUGCUGCUGCUGCGGCUUCGUCGGCGUCUACUUCCUGCUGUUGCCGCCGUUCUUCUUUCAGUCCGCCGGCGGCUGCUGCUGCUGCUGCUCCGUCGGUUGCAUCACCGCUGCUUCCUGAUCUUCCUUUUUUCAGUUCGGUUCUAACCAGCCGGUGCCGUUGUUGUCGUGCAGUUGGUUUCCUUGCCGUUGUUUUUUUUGCCGGACGUCGCUGCUGCUUCUUUGCCGGAUGUGGUUUCUUUGCCGUUGCUUUGGCCGUUGCUGCCGGUUGCUCGUCGGCAUCAGUCCAUCUUAUUGCUUCUACCAUCCAUCAGUCCCUGCCGCCGCCACCUGCUGCUCUUUUAGCGAUCCGAACCUAUCAAGAUCUCCUUGGACAAUUAGUUUCGUAUGAGGUGCUUCUUCACGCCCAACAGCCGGUUCUUCAGCCUACGGCCAUGCUUGUGCAGUCGGCACCUUCUCCUACGUCGCCUCAAUCCUCUCGUGCCGGUUGCUUGCAACCCAGCGGCCGGCGCAAUCAGUUUUCUGGUCGUGGUGGUGGUCCGCGUGGGUACACCCCUCCCGCGCAGGGUGAACGUGUCAGCUUUGCGGCAUCUUGA
Oldenlandia corymbosa var. corymbosa is the source of this 1104-nucleotide messenger RNA. The record is from the annotation of a GenBank genome assembly. NCBI's taxonomy places the organism in Eukaryota, Viridiplantae, Streptophyta, Magnoliopsida, Gentianales, Rubiaceae.